Microplitis mediator is the source of this 3583-nucleotide messenger RNA. RefSeq lists its product as uncharacterized. The coding region runs from base 317 to 1465 and encodes 382 amino acids. The transcript is spliced from 5 exons. Lineage: Eukaryota; Metazoa; Arthropoda; Insecta; Hymenoptera; Braconidae. The record is from RefSeq and is a predicted model, not a curated record.
AUCAUAUAUAUGAGCAAAUCGAGUCUUUGACGCUUGCGUCCAAGAAAAUUCAUAUUUAUCAGGACCUUGUUUAUUCGCGCUCGAUUCCUCUUCCUAUCACCAUCUCUGUAAAUAGAAGUCCUGAUUUUUUUCUCAUUUUUCAAAUUUAAAAAAUAAAUUUUUGGUUUUUUAACCGUGAGUGAAAUUUAAAAAAAUUUUAAGUGAAAUUUUUUCUGUUCCUUAUUUUUGGAAAUUAUUUAAAAAAAUUUAAAAAUGAAAACGAUAAAUCUUUAAGAGGUGAAUAAAUAAAGAGACAAUAGUGUAUGAAGAAGGUGACAUGAAUAAAGAUAGUGAUGAUGAUGCUACAGAGAAAACUAAAUAUAGAAUCAAAGAAGAGCCAGGAGAUUUUUUUGAUUUCGCUUCAUUGCAAAUACUCUUGAAUAGGGUAAUAGAUGCUAAGUAUCAAACAAUAGUAGCCUCCAACAAAAAUAAAUGGUACAAUAUAUUGGGAAGAAAGUCUCAUUGGAAUGCGAGAAGUAGACCUCAUUGUAAACACUGCGAGUGUUUCCACCAGAGCAACGACGAACACGAAAUCAGACGUCGCCGUAGGAUAAAUCGGAGAAACCGACGGCAUGACAAAUAUUUUCAAGAUGAAGAGGAAGAAAUAGAAGAGAUGGAAGGAGACAUUCUUCUUGGUUCUCCAGUCAAACAUCAUAAUUUAUACAAUUUUGAUGAAGAGAGUGAGAGAGUAACGUCGGAAUUAACAGACAGCCGUUUAGCUCAGAGAAAUUAUAACUUUGCUCAUACUGUGGAUAUUUAUGAUGAAGAAGACGAUACACUGCGUAAUUUAGACUCGCCUAUUGAACUACAGAGUAAUGAUAGUGUGACAGAUUUAUCGGGUUUUGAUGGAUCAGAACAACCUUCAUCUCCACAGCAAAAGCGAGCGCUUAAUUAUCCCGCCGAGUAUCCAGAGUUAUACCAAAGUGCCUACUUUACACCUAGCGCUGAAAAUUUAAAAAUAAUGUAUGAUGACAAAGAUUACAUAGCAGUGGAUAUAGAGGAUGAAUUAAAAGAAUACGAUGAUUUGGACGAGUACGAGACGUCAUUCAAUGUAAAUAAAAAUUUACCAAAUGACUCGCAGCCAAAAGAGAUGUCGGAGAGAUAUCACCGUGACCGAAGAAAGCGUAAAAGAUACAGAAAUGAAGACUACGAUGAGAUUCAAGUGCUGCCUGAUGAAGAAGAAGAAGAAGAAGAAAAUCCCGAAGUGCCCGAAGUCUAUUUAGAUCCCAGCGAAAUUUCUCCCAGAGCUAAGAACGCUAUCGUCAUCACUGCCUGCUUUCUAUUAGCUUUGUCAGUUGGCGCCGUCGUUGCUACCCUCCGCAUGGCACCUAUUAUCGACGAUAUGGUGAGACUACAAAAUGAGGAACUCAUUAAUUCAUUGCAUCGUCAUGCAUCAACUAUCACUAAUUCUACAAUCCCGCCAUAAUAAUUUUUUUUCAUUGACUGUGAAUGCAAGAACGUAAUUACGAGUAAAAUGAGUACCCACAUAACUCUAUUUAGACUAGAUACAAAAUAUGUAAUUUUUAUAGAUAAUUAAUCUAUGUAAUGAGUAAUUAAUAAAUCUUUGUAACAUAUCGAUGUGGGUACUCAAUUCCACAGGAAAUUUUUUCAGGAUUACAAAAAUAAUAAUUAUUGUUUCGACAACUUUUUUUUUUUCUUUAUAAAAAUUAAAAUAAAUAUAUAUUAGUUUGUUAGUUAAAAAAGCAUUUAGAGUGUGUAAUUAAUAUAAUAAUUAUAAUUACUUAGUAAAUAAAGUUUGUAAAUUGAAUUCUAAAAUUAAAAAAAAAAAGUCUGUAACUUAAAGCCGGAUCAUAGAAAACUUAGAGUGUCUAUUAAUAAUACCUCUCUGUCAAAUAAUGACAUAUAAUGAAAUUACAGUCGCACCAAAAUACUUUCGAGUUUAAAAAUAUUUUUGUAAAAUAUAUUUUCUUUUUCAAAGUAAUUAUUGAUAAAUAAUUAUUUUCAUACUGUUUGUCUUUAAGUAAACUUGUGACAAUCUAGUCAAAUAAAUUUAUAAUAUCUAAGCAAAAUCACGACAAUCAAUUUACUGUCAAUUAAUCGAAUUACACAUAUAUAUAUAGAAUAUAUAAAUAUAUACAUUUAUUUAAUUUCUUAAAAUAAAGAAUAUGAUUCCCUCUAAAAUGAGUACUGACAUGACAUAGUUAGUGUUUAAUGCAACUCCAUAUAUUUAUAUGUAUAAAUAUAUAUGUAUUGUAAAAAAUUCAAAAUAAAUAUGGCAUGUGGGUACUCAUUUUAAAGGACAUUAAAAACUCUAUCAGAACAUAUAUAUAUAUGUAUUUUUUUUUUUCAAUAGUGAGUGAGUAAUUAGUAGAUACGUAAUUAUCAAUUUAUCGGCUGUUAAUUAUUCCUCAAUUUAAGUACAUGAUAAGUGAAAAUAUUAAUAAAGAUUAGACAAUGAAACUAGUUUAUAAAAAAAAAAAAUUAUGUGAAAAUAGAUGUAACAGAAAAAUAAAAAUAGUGGGAAAAAAAAAUAAACAUCAUUAUUAUUCUUUUAUUUGUAUAUUGUAUAAAUGCAUUCUUACAUACAAAGAUUUUUUUAUAGUAACAAAGUCGCACCCUGCUUCAAAGGGACUACGCAGUAAAAAAUGUAUUUACUAUUUUUUUUUGUUUUUUCGGUGGUGUGGGAAUUUGAUGGAUUAUUUAUGGCCUUACUAAAUUCGUGAGAUAGUUUCCGUCAGUUUGAGUACCCACAUCACUAUGUUUAGACAAAGUUGUCAUUAAUCACGAAUUAAUCAUUUUAAUAAAUUAAAAAAUAUAUCGUUUGGAGUAUUAAUUUAUCUCAGAAUCACUUCAACAAUACAAAUGUGACCCUUAUUAAAAAAAAAUAUCCAAAACCCAUUUUACCCCAACUUAUCCAGCUUCUGACCAAUUUACCCAAACAUAGCCUUCCGGGUACUCAUUUUACAGGAAAUUGAAUCAGUAUGUCAUAUAUCUAGGCCAUUUUUAUUAGAAAAAUUCCUGGUUCCCACUAUUAUACCUCUUUACUAUCGCAAACUUUCUACCGAAUUCUCAAAAUUGAUAAAGAUCAUCAAUAAAAAAAAAAUAAUUCGCACCCUGCCUCAAAGGGAUCGUAGAGAGUCUUGCAGUAAAAUAAUAACAAAAAACUUAUCUACUAUAGAAAUAACAAUUAAUUAAUUAGAAAUUAAAAAUAAAUUUUUUUUGCAUCAGGGUCACGUUAAAACGUAAAACAAUCAUAAUCGUUUAAGGUUUAUAGUCAGUCGAUUGCACCCUGCCUCAAAGGGAUAUAAAUAUGUAUAUUUUUUUUUUAUAUCUUUUAAUCAAAGAUGUUAAAUAAAUAAAUAUAAAAACUUAACGAUUAAUUAUUAAUUAUUAAUUAUCAUUUAAGUUUGUAUCGUCUAUCAGUCUCAAAAAUAAUUACACCCUGCUUUAAAGGGAUGAGAUAUGAUGGUCAUGCUUGCUCAGCACUUUUUUUUUAUCGUUUUUUUAACCCUCGAUGCUGAAUUUUAUAAUUUAACAUUUGAUUUUAUUAUUAUUAUUUUUUUCUUUUUUGAUAUGAAUAAUU